Pelmatolapia mariae (spotted tilapia) is the source of this 5922-nucleotide messenger RNA. RefSeq names its product nerve growth factor receptor b (gene ngfrb). Gene Ontology annotation, molecular function: coreceptor activity; death receptor activity; nerve growth factor binding. The transcript has 6 exons. The record is from RefSeq and is a predicted model, not a curated record. Bases 308 to 1597 code for a protein of 429 amino acids. Lineage: Eukaryota; Metazoa; Chordata; Actinopteri; Cichliformes; Cichlidae. Gene Ontology annotation, biological process: Rho protein signal transduction. Gene Ontology annotation, cellular component: cell surface; plasma membrane.
CGCUGAGCGCUUCUGCUAGAUGAAACGCUGUAGGAGGAAAGAAGCGCAUGCAGGCGUGAAUCCGAUGGGUCAGUCUCAGCGAGUGGAUCGCAUCUGCAGCUAGGGCUCACGGACUUAGUGACUUCCCGCUGCGGGUUUCACACCUGACACAGCUCACUUACUCGGACAGUUUCUUAUUUAUUUCCUCCUACUCUAACAGCAGAAUCCAAAAGAUUUGCAAAGACACACAAUAAUGACAACCGAGUUCAGUGCAGACUAAAGACUGCAUCACUCUGCCCUGCAUCCGACGGCUGACCUCCCUGGAAAGAUGCAAACAAGACACAGAAUGUAUUGCGUGUUCGUAGCAGUGUUGCUUGGAGCGGUUGGGACCCUGGCCAAUAAGGGAGCAUGUCCAUCAAACCAGUAUACACACAGUGGCGAAUGCUGCAAGCAGUGUCAGCCCGGCGAGGGUGUCGUCCAACCCUGUGGGGCCCAACAGACCGUCUGUGAGCCAUGCCUCGAUAGUGAAACUUUCUCAGAAAGCAUAAGCCACACAGAGGAAUGUCAGCCCUGCACGCAGUGCUCGGGUCUAUUGCGCAUGCAUACUCCCUGCACUGACUCCGCCGACGCCAUUUGCACGUGCAACUAUGGUUUCUACCUGGACGAAACCUCGCAGAAUUGUCUACCCUGCACUAAGUGUCCUGAAGGUCAGGGAAUGCUGUACAGCUGUGAAGAUGACCAUGACACAAAGUGCGAGAUUUGCACUGUGGACACCUACUCGGACCAGGAAAGCUUUUGGGAGCCUUGUAUUCCUUGCAGUACCUGUGAUGAGGUGGAGGAGUUAGAGUCGUGCACCCCUAUCAGCGAUACGGUUUGCCAAGGUCAGUCCACCACAGGGUCUCUAUUUACUUUCGGCCCCAUUACCAGUGAGUACUUCAUAACAGAUGAACCCCUACUAGAGGUCCCCACAGACAGCAGCAGCACCACCACCACCACUAGUGGUGAUUCCCAGCAGCGGUUCUACAAGGGUCUGAAUGAUAAACUCAUCCCCAUCUACUGCUCCAUCCUGGCAGCUGUUGUUGUUGGAUUAGUGGCCUUCAUCAUCUUCAAGAGGUGGAACAGCUGCAAGCAGAAUAAGCAAGGAGCCAACAACUGCACCCCCAACCCGAACCAGACCCCGUCACCCGAGGGGGAGAAGCUACACAGUGACAGCGGCAUUUCUGUGGACAGCCAGAGUCUGCAGGAGCAGCAGGGCCAGAAUCAGGCACAAACAGUCGUCAACAUCGAUGAAGAGCCUUGUUUGCUUCUUCCUCUCCACACCAGAGAGAAAGUGGAGAAGCUGCUGUUUAGGGCUGCGGAUGGAGAAGACUGCGACCACAUGCACGACAGCGACUGGAGCAGCUUGGCAGCUCUUCUCGGAUACGAGGAGGAGCGGAUCGCGACCUUCCAGCAGGAAGAGCAUCCGGUCUGCGCCCUCCUGUCUGACUGGGCGGGAAAGGACUGUGCCAGCAUCGAAGCUCUGUGCACGGCGCUGCGCAAAAUCAAUCGUGAAGAUGUCGCUCAGAGCCUGGUGCUCAGUCCAAGUGCCGCUAAAACAACAGCCACUUCUGUAGUGUGAUUUUUGUUUAUUUUUAAAGCUCAACAGUGAUUUCACAUGUUAACACCCGAACCUUAAAAUAUUCCUCUGUGGCCUCCUAUUCCUCUAUGCUAUAUUCACUUAUGAAGCUACCAAUCACAGUGAUGAUCCAGUGCUGUGAAUCCUGAAAAAUCAUGUCAAAUUAAGGGAUAAUACAAGGAAUCAGACAAACACUGACAGAUAGGUAUCGCUAUGUGAAACCAAAUCUGCAUUUAUCCACAAAAUAUACAGCAAAUUUGCAAAGAAAGAAGCUUUAAAAACAAAUGUCUGUAAUUACUCCACUGGAUAUCUACCUGCCUGAAGUUAAGGUGUUUUUAAAUCUUGACUCUUAUUCUUUCUCCAGUUUGGUCCUCUGCAUCUUUAAUAUUAUCUUCAUCCAGCCAUUGCUACCCUUUCAUAAGUCUCUGUUGUACUUUCCCAUCUCUGCUACCAAAGAGAAGUACAUUUUCCUCAGACACUAACUCACAAGUUAUAUUGUUUUAAUGCCAUGUUUAAGUACACUGUUUAAAUUUAAGUUGACAAAUGGCUUGAACCUGUUACUCCUACUGGACGAGGCCUGCAUACCACUGAAUGUCUGGAUCUUUGCAAAUGUGACAACCUGAGGAAGUGAUGUUUGGAUACAUUUCAAAUGAACUUGUUCUCUUUCAAAAAAAAAGGAAGGAAAAAAAAAACUUUUACCGUCCUUUUAAAUAUUUGUAUUAGAUCUAAGAGAUGGAGCAGUAGCGUUUAUCUCAGUGUCAGCUUCCUCUUAAUCGGCUUCUGGACUCCUCUUUUUUUCCCCCCCAGCAAGUGCUAACUGCCUGGACUUUGCCAGCCAGGCUGACUGUGGGUUCAGGUCACUGACGGAGGCAACGCGACUCCAGCCUGUGUGCUCAGACCUAUCUACAUAACACAGAAACUCAGAGACAGACUCCAUGCUGACCCAGAAAAGGGAAAGACGUGGAAUUCAAAACACAAGUAACAACCAUGUAUACAAUAUGUAGAUAUGCAGGCAAAUGCACACGCCAGAUAUAGACAUACUUGAAAUAGAUACCCAAAUACAGUAUCUAGGUUUGCAUGCAUGUAGUGUACAUAUACACACACAAACGCAUACACAGUUAGCUCAUGUAUGCAUUUACAGUCUUGUUCAUAGUACAGGACACAGAAAUGAUCAGAUCCUGCCAUAUAUGGUAUGGAACUGUGUCACAAAGGGACCAUAUACUGUUUGUUGUCAUUAAUAGUAGCCAAUAUUAGAUAUCUGUGUGCCUAAUUAUGUUAACAAUUAUAUGAUUUGUAAUUUGCGCUGUAGAUAAUGAAAUACUACAUUAACAGUAAACAGCAUGCACAAAGUAGCAACUCAUUGUCAGCCAGUUAUCCGGUAAAUAAACUGCUGGAAAUGAUUAGGAAGCAAAAGAAAAAUGACAGGAUUUUCCAUUUUUUCUCUUAAUUUCUCAGGGUGUCUCAUUUAACUGUGAUAUUACAUGAAUAUUUGAUUUGUUAUAGCACCCUACAACUAACAAAAACACAAAGGAGGCUGUGUUUAUCCAGAGCAAUGAUUCUCGCGACUGACAAUCCUUCAAACAGACUAAUAAGACAGAGAAAGAAAAAAAGAAGAGGGGUAUCUAGUUUCUUCUUUGUUUGGGAACAAUGACCUCCGGAUAAAAGGCAAGUCAGUGGAGACACAAGUUGAAGGAUGUGGGAUGAAUUCAGACAAGGGCAAGUGGAAAAGUUUUGGAUUACUUAAAUGUAAAGGGGAAACCCAGGAAUCGGCAGUUGCAUUAAUUAGACUGUUUAAGUGUAAGCAUGCAUUCAUCUCUUCAGUGCAUUAUGCGCUCUCUGCAUUGUGUUUGGUUCUGCCAACUUGGUUUGGAUUUAUCAAAACAUAUUCAAUUUUGUGUUUAUGUUGAUAUUUAAAGCUUCAACUUUUUGGAUUUUUUUUCAUUGGGAAAGUUUUGAAGGAUUAAUUAGCUUGCUACAUAAAAUCCUCAUCCUCACCAACCUCAGUUGCUACUUGUCACUAAUCGCUAGCAUACUGAGCUUCAUGCUGUAGUGUUACUUUAAAUGAAGGUAUUCUCAUUACUCUGUAAGGGUUGUUGUAUUUAAUUCUCAAAUAACAACUCUACAUGGUAUUAUAUUUCUGUUUUUGUCCUAUAAAUUGUAGCACUUAAAUGUGUAAUUAUGUAUUUACAUUUUGCAUCACAAAUGCCUUUCCAGGCGGCUAAUGUGAUUUUUGUUUUUAGCCAUACUGUAUUUUUUUUGUAACUUGUAAAUAUUAUUUUUAUUGAUUUCAAUUGUAAAUAAUUUGUCUUUUUCUACAUUUUAUCUUAGUUAAAGCCUAGAAGUGGCCACUGUAUAAUACUUACUGUAUGUGAACAGGACUAUAUUACAAUUCUAGGGCUGUUGACAAAAGGAACAAAAGAACAGCCAUGCCUCAUUAAGGCAGUUAACAAAUUAUUCAGUUCUACUAACAUAAAGAAAAAGACUAAAUUCAAUCUACAUUUCAUAUGGUUCAGGAUUAAACAGAUUCUAAUGCUCCAGUUAGACACCCAGCCAAGUAACCCUUAGGUUAAAGCAUAAUUAAAAUAAUAAGCUGCAAUAUCAUUCAAAAGAUUAGAUUUUAGGGACACUAAAGAAACAAUACUAAAACAAAACAAUGAUAGAACAUUUUGAAAUUUUUUUUAUCCCCUUUCUUGCUAAGAAUUAGAUGCCAUGAGCGAUACAAUGGGUGUUACUAUAUGGAAUGUAAUAAAUGAAGCUACAAAGACUGGAACAAGUAUUGCCUCUGGGAAAACCUAAAAAUAACUAGAUUCGUUGUUGCAGGAGGUUGAGCACCAUACCGCUUCAGCUAUUAUCUUUAGACAGAACUAGACCAGUCAAGCCAAGCUCCUUCAAUUUCUAUCACGCAUUUAAAAACAAACUUUUCGUGUUUUCAAUUCAAUGGAAAUAGAAAGAGAGAAAUGCAAAACAAGCUAGCUGUUGCAGUUCAUGCUAAGCCACUGGUUCUUAGACUGGCAGCCAAGGUAUCCACCACAUACAGUGAACACAUUAAAAUGCAACAAAUACAAAGUCAAACAAUAUCACAUGAUAUACAAUAUAGCUGUACACAUACCUACAAAAGGAAAAAAAACAUCAGUGGCGGGAAAAUGUCCACGUCUGCAGCUACACAUUCCUGUUGAUGGUUUUAAAUUUUACAUAAGCUGCAUGUAAUUUUGUUUAACUUUAGGCCUUUCUGCAAACUGAACAAAAUUUAGUUGAAAUACUGUCUAGAAAAAUAAACAUGGCUAAUGGUAAUCUAGGGUACUUUUUUAUUGUUAUUGAUUAAACUUGUGAACUAAGCUAGCUGCCUGCUAAGCUAAAUCAGCUGUCUGCUAGCUGUAAUAAGAUGAGAGUAUUUUGCCUUCCUAAAACAUUUAACGGAUUAUUUAAUUAAAAACCAUUCUUCCUAAAUAAGUCACUAAUCGAUUAUAUGUAAUUAUCAGUUAUAUAUAAUCGGUUAAUAAUCUGUUAUACUAACCACUAACCGAUAGUUGUACCAAUAUUCAUAAAUACUAUUACAUGUGUAUAUGUGAUAUACUAUUGCACUGCAUAGGUUAUAUAUCAUAAAGGCACAUCUUUCAAGGGGGGAACUAGGCUGAUAGAGUGAUUUAAGUCUCAUUUGUCUUGAAUGUCUUAAAACUUUGCACCAGCUCAUUUGCUAAUGUGAGAGUUAAAGCUCUUUGCCUAAAACCUUACAAGCUUUCCUGACCAAUAACAAAAUGACUCACACGAAACUGUCAAUAUAAAUUUCGCUCUGGUAAAUUAAGUCUUUUUGUUCUUGGAAACUGCAAGAACCAGAGCACUUGAAAAACUGUAGGGCCUCUUCUCUGCUUUGGUUUUAUGAUGCUUAAGGGGAUUAUUUUAGUUUAAUAGUUUUGCUCAAUGAUAUCCACCACAAUAGAAUGACCUUCCUUGAAAGCUCUUUCUUCAUUGUACCAAAGGAUGGUAAACACAAUAAAAUGUAUGUGUGUCCUUCUAUCAGAAGCUACAAUUGAAUAUGGAUGCUUUUCCCUGAAUAAUAUUUGUUGAUUCUGAGGGCUAAAAGUAACCAUGAAAUGAGGGUUGUGCGUAAAAGGCUUUCUUUUGAGGGUAAAUCCCUGGUAAUGUAGCUCAUAGUGACUCAUAGCAGAACCAGGACUGAGCUGUACACAUCUGAAAAUCACUGUUCCUUGUAUACGAAUACAUAUACUGCUCUGUACUUAAUGUGAAUUUGCUAAAAACCUACUGCAGACAAGCAGUAAAACCAAUAAUAAAGCUCUUAAAGGCACUAAUCUUCUGUAUUGAUCCAACAA